This is a messenger RNA of Dioszegia hungarica, 1749 nucleotides long. RefSeq lists its product as uncharacterized. The transcript has 6 exons. Gene Ontology annotation, molecular function: protein-cysteine S-palmitoyltransferase activity. Bases 1 to 1749 code for a protein of 582 amino acids. Gene Ontology annotation, biological process: protein targeting to membrane; peptidyl-L-cysteine S-palmitoylation. Gene Ontology annotation, cellular component: endoplasmic reticulum; Golgi apparatus. The record is from RefSeq and is a predicted model, not a curated record. NCBI's taxonomy places the organism in Eukaryota, Fungi, Basidiomycota, Tremellomycetes, Tremellales, Bulleribasidiaceae.
AUGGCGCCUUACCAUGAGAUCAACGGCGAGAGGGCAGCCGAACUCGGCUCCCGAUCGACUUUGUCGAGGAUAUUGACAAGGCUACCCUUACUCUUCAGUUUUGCGCUUCUCAGCUGUACCUGGCUGGCGUUCACAUUCACGAUCACCAUCCCGGAGGUGCUGCUUCGACGUCAUGAUACGUGGCACUUCAUCGAACAGCUGCUCAUCUUCAACAUCCUCAUGGGGUUGACUAUGCUGUCCCUGUUUACCGCCGCCACUCGGUCACCUGGUCACCCUGACCCGAGCGCCGCUCCUUUCGCUUACGUUCCUGAGGAAAUACGCCAAGGCCCAGUCACGCUUGCUGCCCUCCCUCAUGCGCAAGAGGCACCUUGUCGAUCAAGUCCAUCACCGCUGCAGCUUGAUCAGCUCGAAGCUGAAAGAUCCGGAGCCAGUUCCGCGCAUCCCGCCGCCCGGACCGCCGAUCCCGACGAUAUCCCUCUGCGCUACUUGAGAAACUCUCAGUGGGUGGAGGGUCGGAUAGCGAAGGAUCAUCCGUCCCCACUGCCUCUCCCUUCGCGCCGACCGAUGCCUCCAGCACCUCUUCAGCGCAAUAUGCGAGCAUCGUCGGACGGCGGAGACGGUCACACUCCUACCAUAUCGCCCUUCCCGCUCGGACUGAGCCCCUUCGUUCCAAGCACUGCUGUGGAAGCCGGUGGGGAAUCAGACUGGACGGACGAGGAGGAUGUAGAAGAGGGAGGGGAAGAUGCGGAUGCAACGGCGGACCGGAUGCAAGUCAUCAGGACAGGCGAGACCAGGGCGAGACCCAAAGGAUACUGGAUGGGAGAUGCGGUCGAGGGGGACCGAGAAGUAAUGCUCGACGAGCUAGAAGCCGAAGUUGCUACUCUCCUGCAGAAUCAGAACCGACAACUGCUCGAUUCCGCGGCGGACUCAAAAGUUCUGAUGGCGAAGAGCAACACUGGCGGACCACGAUUUUGCCGCAAGUGCGAAAGCUGGAAACCGGAUCGCACCCAUCAUUGCCGGUUCUGCAAGAGAUGUGUUCUGAAGAACAAGCCCUUCCUGCUCUUCAUUUCAUAUGGCACCUUACUGGCUAUAUAUGUCUGCCUCGAGAGCGCCUAUCAAGUCUACAUGUUUAUGACUGAUGAUGGAGCGUACGAUAUGCCCAGCCCGGAUCUAUCAUCAGACGGUAGCCCUACGACACAUACUGUGCAGGAGGUUGAAUUCUCCCCUCUUGUCUACAUGCUUCUCGCCAUGAUCGGCGCGUUCUUCACCCUCGCGAUUGGUGGUCUAGCAACCUAUCACUGGUAUCUGGUCUGCAACAACAUGACGACGCUCGAACAGAUCUCGCACACCUACCCUUCAGCCCUGCUCCCCGUUCGCCCGGCCGCAUCCGAUACUGGUACUACCCCUCUCUCGACCUGGAAACCAGAUCACCUACUUACUCGAGCCGAGCGACACCGGCUUUUCGAUGAAGCGCGAAAUAUCAACGUGUACGAUAUCGGGUGGCGAAAGAACAUACUUCAAGUCCUCGUUGGCGAUGUCAGCCGGUCUCGGCGAGCCAGUAAGCGCAGUUGGGCCGUCGCUCUCUGGCCACUCGCGCCUUCAUCCAACGGGGAUGGUCAUGAGUUUGAAUAUGACGAAACGAAGCUGGAGAGGCUAAGACGGCUGACGGAGGAUCUGAGGCUGGGGGCUCGAUCUCAGGGGAUCGAUAGACAGGAAGAGGCGUCAUCAUCCGCUGGCGAAGAAGAGUAG